AUGGCCGACAACUGCUGCUCCCCUUGCUGCCGGCCGUCUUGCUGCGUGCCCGUGUGCUGCAAACCCAUGUGCUGCGAGCCCGUCUGCUGCACGCCCGUCUGCUGCAAACCCACGUGCUGCCCCACCCCGUGCUGCCGCCCAGCCUCCCGCGUGGUUCUGCUCUGCCGCCCGGCCUGCGGUGCGCCCUGCGGGGCCGGCUGCGGCUCGGCCUCUUGCUGCCAGCCGGCUUGUGGCCGGGACAGUUGUGGCCAGGACAGUUGCUGCGGCUCGGUCUGCUGCGGGUCCGGCCCCUGCCAGUCCUCCUGCUGCCGACCGUGUUGCUGCACAACCCUCUCCUGCCGGCCCGUGGCGUGCGUGCCCGUCUGCCAUGGCCAGGUUCUCCAGGCCAAAGUAAAAAUCAUUUCUUGGAUAUGUACCCAGGAAAAAAGGCCUGCAGUAUUUGGAGGACAGAGUGUUCCCAAAAAGGCCCAGUAUAAGAGCCACCAAAGGGAGACGUCAUCUCAGUCAGUCAGUAACCCUCCAGAAACUCCAACCGCCGACACCAUGGCCGACAACUGCUGCUCCCCUUGCUGCCGGCCGUCUGGCCGCGUGCCCGUGUGCUGCGAGCCCGUGUGCUGCGAGCCCGUGUGCUGCACGCCCGUGUGCUGCGAGCCCGUGUGCUGCGUUCCCGUCUGCUGCGAACCCACGUGCUGCCCCACCCCGUGCUGCCGCCCAGCCUCCCGCGUGGCUCUGCUCUGCCGCCCGGCCUGCGGUGCGCCCUGCGGGGCCGGCUGCGGCUCGGCCUCCUGCUGCCAGCCGGCCUGCGGCCGGGACGGUUGCUGCGGCUCGGUCUGCUGCGGGUCCGGCCCCUGCCAGUCCUCCCGCUGCACAACCCUCUCCUGCCGGCCCGUCGCGUGCGUGCCCGUCUGCUGUAAGCCCGUGGCCCGUUGCCCCACCACCUGCUGCCCGCCGGCCUCCUGCCCUUCCCUGCUCUGCCGACCUGCUUGCCCCAGCCCUGCUUGCUGUUGA
Messenger RNA from Ornithorhynchus anatinus (platypus), 1008 nucleotides. Its product is annotated as keratin-associated protein 4-12-like. NCBI's taxonomy places the organism in Eukaryota, Metazoa, Chordata, Mammalia, Monotremata, Ornithorhynchidae. Bases 1 to 1008 code for a protein of 335 amino acids. The transcript is spliced from 4 exons. Gene Ontology annotation, cellular component: keratin filament. The record is from RefSeq and is a predicted model, not a curated record.